AUGGCUCAAGAAACUAAUCACAGCCAAGUGCCUAUGCUUUGUUCCACUGGCUGCGGAUUUUAUGGAAACCCUCGUACAAAUGGCAUGUGUUCAGUAUGUUAUAAAGAACAUCUUCAAAGACAGAAUAGUAGUAAUAGUAGAAUAAGCCCACCUGGUUUGAAUGCCGGUGUGGAAAUGUUUACUGUGGUGUACACCGUUACUCAGAUGUACACAAUUGCUCUUACAAUUACAAAGCUGAUGCUGCUGAGAAAAUCAGAAAAGAAAAUCCAGUGGUUGUUGGUGAAAAGAUCCAGAAGAUUUGAACUCCUGCUGGAAUACAAAAUCCUUUGACCAUCUGCAAACUAAAAAUUGACUUGAGGUUUUUUUUCCUAGUCAUUGGGAAUGUAGAGCAAUGUAUCUUGCAUAGACCUUUUAAUCAUGCAUGUCAU
Messenger RNA from Hippopotamus amphibius kiboko, 428 nucleotides. RefSeq lists its product as uncharacterized. Lineage: Eukaryota; Metazoa; Chordata; Mammalia; Artiodactyla; Hippopotamidae. The record is from RefSeq and is a predicted model, not a curated record. Gene Ontology annotation, molecular function: DNA binding; zinc ion binding.